Messenger RNA from Kluyveromyces marxianus DMKU3-1042, 1296 nucleotides. RefSeq names its product Hfi1p (gene HFI1). The record is from RefSeq and is a predicted model, not a curated record. Bases 1 to 1296 code for a protein of 431 amino acids. Gene Ontology annotation, cellular component: SAGA complex. Gene Ontology annotation, biological process: regulation of transcription by RNA polymerase II. The transcript has a single exon. Gene Ontology annotation, molecular function: transcription coactivator activity. Lineage: Eukaryota; Fungi; Ascomycota; Saccharomycetes; Saccharomycetales; Saccharomycetaceae.
AUGUCUUUAUCAACGCCAAUCGCGUCGAGCGCCAUGGGAGCUGGUAACGAAGGUACUCCAAUGGGUAGUGACAUCGAUAUGACCGAGCACAACCACCAUUCCUCUAUAACAAAGUCACAAAAAACUGAGAAAGAUGAGGACAAUAUGGGAUUUCCUCAGGACAAACGCUUAGAUAUAGAAUCAAUGAUUAACGAAUUUAAUGAAUAUUUGAGUAAGGAGCAUUGGGCAAAGUACGCUAGGCUGAUCUCCUUAUUUAUACUUGGUAAACUAUCCAGGAAAGAGUUGGUCAAUGAAUUAGAUGUUAUAUUCAGACCAACUCAAGAACAACCAAACAUUAAGCCAAGAGAUUUAAUACGAUUGCAUAACCAGUUGCUACUUUCAUUAUUCACCAAUUCUCUUCGAGAAACUACGGAUGAUGACCCUCAGUCAUCUAAAUGGGGAUUUAGGAAUGGAUCUCAACAGCAGAACAAGAGAAGAUCGAAACCAAAUUCUCAAAUCGAACUAUACAAAAAAAUUGUCGUUUCUCUACCGUUGUCCGACAGACAACGUUUGAAAAUGAUUACAAAGGAAGCAGGUAAGAGGGGAUUUGUACUAUGCUCCGUGCUUCAGGCUAGACUAAGGCAGAUUCCAAAAUUACCAUGCGUUUUCAAUCAGGAAACUGCGAAAAGAAUACAACAACAGGAAUUAAAAGGACCACAGGAAUGGUCUCAAGAGAUAAUGAGUGGAUUUAAAACCCAGCUCUCUACAGAAUCAUAUGUUUUACCUGACAAUGAAUCGUUAUAUCUCCGAAUGGUGGGAAUAGCCCGAGAGAAUGGUAUCGUAGGUCAAAUUGAUUCUCGUUGUGUUGAUAUUGUAUCCCUUGCGCUAGAAUAUUAUUUGAAAACAAUUAUAGAAUCUACCAUUGACACUGUGCGGUAUAGAGAAAAGAAAUACUCAGAUUAUUAUGAUUUAAAUGACGAUGGUUUCCAGCAAGCAUCUGGUACUUCAUUCAGUGAUAAAAAGGAAACCGAUAAGGCAAAAGAUAUUACGGCAAAUAGAAUCAUAUCUCUAACAAAUGAGGACGCUUUAGAUUCAUUUACUAUUUUCCCUAACGUCGUAGAUCCUACUGGUGCAUACCUAGGACUUACAACGAACGGAUUAGUCAAUGAUGAUGAGAUUAUCCAGUUCAAAAGUCCAAUUGAUGAUCUUUUGUAUUUCAAGCAGGAAAAACCUAGCUUCACUCCUCUUGAUGAGAAGAAUAUGGGAACAAGAGAAGAGCUUAACUGGUUGAUAAAGGAUAUUCUUACAAAAAAGUGA